Lindgomyces ingoldianus is the source of this 728-nucleotide messenger RNA. RefSeq lists its product as uncharacterized. Bases 1 to 558 code for a protein of 185 amino acids. The transcript is spliced from 2 exons. The record is from RefSeq and is a predicted model, not a curated record. Lineage: Eukaryota; Fungi; Ascomycota; Dothideomycetes; Pleosporales; Lindgomycetaceae.
AUGCAAGACUUUGAGGAGGCUCUGAUCUUGUCCGUGGAACUACGGAUCCGACUCGUAAUUGGAGGCUCCUUAUCGCGUGUAACCCAUCUUCUCCCUCGAGCAACAACAGCCUCCACGACUGCUGCCGGGAUCAUUAUCAUAAUCAUCCUUAUCAUCACUGGUAUCGCUGUGAUCUUCUGCAUCGUUGUAGGAAUCAUCAUCGCAAAGAACAAAAUCCAAGCGCGCAGGCGCCAGAAAAUUAUGGAGGCUUCACGACCCACAAAUCAACACGAGUACCGGGCCCUCGAAGACAUGGAACCAGGGAGUGGAGGCAUUCAGGAGCUGCCGCCCGAUAAUCAAGUGGAGGAUCCGGUGCCAUUACAGAAAGUGGAACUACAGGCGGACACGAAUGCCAUUCCAACGGUACAGCAGUUAGAUGGGUUCACUGCGCCAGUAAGACUUAUGCUAGGAUGUGUAGAGGUGCAAGGACUGACAGUGGUAGCCACGGACAAACAGUCAACCAAUCGAACUUCCAUCGAAUCCCCAUACUGCCGUAGGCCCGGGACGGUAGAAUGCUGAAUGUGGGCUUGGGUGCAAGAACCAAAAACUUUGAUGAGGCACCCAAUCGCCGUUUCCUAGCCAUAAGAGUUCUUCCUUACUAGAGGGAUGGAAAUCUGUACCUGUUAAAGCGCAGUCUGAUGAAGCCAAGCGUCCGUUUUCAAGGCAUAUGUUGCUCUGCGUAUAGGAAU